This is a messenger RNA of Arachis duranensis, 1918 nucleotides long. RefSeq names its product TOM1-like protein 5. Gene Ontology annotation, biological process: protein transport to vacuole involved in ubiquitin-dependent protein catabolic process via the multivesicular body sorting pathway. The record is from RefSeq and is a predicted model, not a curated record. Lineage: Eukaryota; Viridiplantae; Streptophyta; Magnoliopsida; Fabales; Fabaceae. The transcript has 11 exons. Bases 577 to 1833 code for a protein of 418 amino acids. Gene Ontology annotation, molecular function: phosphatidylinositol binding; ubiquitin binding.
ACCAUUUUCCAGCGAAAAAGAAGCAAAUGACAGAUGGCGGUGCCGUUUUCUUCAAACAUUCAACCCAACCCAACCUUAGAUUCUUUUCUUUUCUAACCGCUUUCAAUUUCUAUAUUAUUUAAUAAAUUUCAUUUUUUAUUUCUAUAUACUUUUUCCAUAAUUACUAUACUACAUACCAAAUAAAUUCGUCCACAAAUUUAACCAUAUACACAGUUCACCCACUUGAGAAUCUCGUCAUUAUCAUCAUCAUCAUCAUUUUUCUCAUCAAAAUUCAUAUGCCCCAAAAGGUUUAAAGUUUAGAAAAUAAGAAAAAGAAUAAAACUUUACAUUCAAUUUGAUCUGCUCCUUCUUUUUCUUCUUCCAUGACCAUUAAUUAAAUCAAAUGCUGCAGCUCUUUAGAACAUAUCAGUGCUUCUACGCUUUCUUUCUCCUCAUCUCUGUAGUUGUGUCUGUGUUCACUGGGUAGUUCAUGAUAUGCUGCUCUGACUUUGAUUGCUACUAUAACAUCACUAACAUGACAGCAUUUUUAACUUGGAACUGAGGCCAGUUUAGUUUAAGAUUAUUAUAUAGAAAAGGAUGGCAUUGACUGCAGCCGAGCUAGUCCACGCUGCAACAAGCGACAAGCUGACUGAAACUGAUUGGACAAAAAAUAUUGAAAUAUGCGAAUUAGUUGCUCAGGAUCCAAGGCAUGCUAGAGAUGUUGUCAAAUCUAUCAAAAAGCGUUUGGGUAGCAAACACCACAAUACUCAACUUUUUGCUGUCAUGCUGCUGGAGAUGUUGAUGAACAAUGUUGGAGAGCAUAUCCAUGAGCAGGUUAUUGAUACCGGAAUACUCCCUAUUCUUGUGAAAAUUGUGAAGAAAAAGUCAGAUUUUCCUGUGAGGGAGCGGAUAUUUCUCCUACUCGAUGCUACACAGACAUCCCUUGGUGGUGCUUCCGGAAAGUUUCCGCAGUAUUACAAUGCAUAUUAUGAGUUGGUGAGUGCCGGAGUACAAUUUCCUCAAAGGGCUGAAGUGGUCCAAUCAAAUCAUGCUAAUUCACAACCGAAUGGGACUAAUAAUGUACCGAACAGGGAGCAGGCCCCAACUAGACCUGAAAGUGUUCCUCCGAAGGAUGCUGAGACUGUCCCUGAAUCUAGCAUCAUUCAAAAGGCAAGUAAUGCAUUACAAGUUCUAAAAGAAGUCCUUGAUGCAGUUGAUGCUCAAAACCCUCAGGCAGCAAGGGAUGAAUUCACUCUUGACCUUGUCGAACAAUGUUCGUUUCAGAAGCAAAGGGUAAUGCAUCUUGUCAUGGCUUCUCGAGACGAGAGGAUAGUUUCUCGGGCGAUCGAAUUGAAUGAGCAGCUUCAUAAAGUUCUAGCAAGACAUGAUGACCUCCUAGCUGGCAGAGUUACAACAACUGCUCCUCCUCGAUUUGAUCAUGAAGACGAAGAAGCGGAGGAGGAAGAGGAGCCCGAACAGUUAGUCCGAAGAUUACGCAAAGGAAAGGCUUGCGCGAGGCCUGAAGACGAAAAACAAAAAACCGAGAUCCCAAGCUUGGGUUUGCUUGGGGAGAGACUCCACCGUCCGCUAAUACGGCCACUCUCUUUGGAGCCAUCUCGGGAGGCUAAUACCCGUUCGCCACCUGCUUCAAUGCUGCCGCCUCCACGUGCAAAACCAAAUGGGGAGGUUCCUCAUGUGACAAUUCCGCCACCGCCGGCAAAGCACAUUGAGAGGGAAAGAUUCUUUCAGGAAAAUAAGGAUGGUUCUAAUUUGUCUGGCCACAUGAGAGGCCUCUCUUUACACAGUAGAAAUGGUAGCAGCUCUCUCAGUGGAAGCUAUGAUCUUAGUGAUUAACCUCUUAAAAUAAAAAUGAAAAAUAAAAAAAUAAGUAAGAAAAGAAAAGAGAGAGAGAGAGAGAGAGAGAGAGAGAGAGAGAGGA